Molecule: messenger RNA, 2627 nt
Organism: Paramecium sonneborni
Lineage: Eukaryota; Ciliophora; Oligohymenophorea; Peniculida; Parameciidae
Source: the annotation of a GenBank genome assembly
AUGUAUUAAGAUAAUCAAACAAUUGAUUUACCAACUUAUUAAGGUCCAAAUAGAUAAUAUAUUAUAGUGAAAGAACUUGGUAAAGGUGCUGAAGGAAUUAUUUAUGAAGCAAAGCCAAAAAAUUAAUAAGAAAAUAAUUAGAAUGUUGCUAUUAAGAAAUAUAAUGAUUUAAAGCAUAAUGAGGAAUAAUUUAUUGAUUGGCUGAUUUAGAAUUAAUAAUAACAUCAAUUCAAUAAUUUAAUUAGAAUCUUUGAGAUGAUUAAUUAUAAUUAGAAUAAAUAUUUAAUUAUGGAACUUGGAUAAUCUAAUUUGGAUAAUUAUCUAUAAGAAAAUUAAGACUUAAAUCAAUCUGAAAAGUUGAAGAUUUGCCUUGAAGUAUUUUUUCAUUUUAUGUUUUAUAGAUUUCAAAAGCAAUUUAAUUUUUGCAUCAAAAUGAUUAUAUUAUUAGGGAUAUAAAACCUUAAAAUUUUGUUAAAGUGAAUAAUUAAUUUAAAUUAAUCGAUUUUGGAAAGAUUAAAAAUUCAAAUCAAGAUAAACUGUAAACUUAUAAUCCUGGAACAAUAUAAUAUUAAGCACCAGAAGCCAACAUAGAGAAAUAUUCUAAACCUAUUGACAUUUUUUCUUUGGGUUGUGUAUUUUAUGAAGUAUUUCAAGGAGAACAAUUGUUUUAAGGUUAAUAUCUAAUAUAAUUUAGGAAAAAAUGAAAAAGAAGUUAAAAAGAUUAAAUAAAAUUAUAUAUCUGAUUAAUCUAACCUAAUUUUGAAAAGAAUUGAUAGUAUUUAAUUAAAAGAAAUAAAAGAUUUAAUUAUUUAAAUGUUAAAUAAUAAUCAAUAAAAUAGACCAGAUAUUAAUAAAAUUGUUGAUACACUUAUUUAAAUAUAAUUGUUGCCUCAAAAAAUUUAACAAGAAGAAUCUUAAAAAAAUGAAAGAAUAUCUAAUACAUAAUAAUUAAAUAAAUAAAAUGUUCUAAAUUAUUAUCAAUUAGUAAAUAAUUUAUUAGAGAUUCCAACAAAAGAAUUUCCAUAAAGGCAAUUUCAUUUAUUAUAAUUAUUAGGAGAUGGAGGAGAAGGAGGUGUUUAUAAAGCAAAACCAUUCAAUGAAACAUUUUAUUAAAAAGAUAUUGCUAUUAAAAUACAAUCAAAAAUUAAAGACAAUGAACUUUCAUUUAUUGAUUUUUUAAUAGAUUAUUAAAAAAAUUAAGAAAAAACAUAAUUUAUGAAAAGCAAUUUGAUUACAAUUUAUGAAAGGUUUGAAUUUCAAGGAAACUAAGGUAUUAUUAUGGAACUUGGCACAAAGGAUUUAUAUUCUGUUUUAUAAAAUAAAUAGAAAUUAUCAGUUUAAUAAAAAGAAUCAAUUAUUUAAUAAGUAAUUUUUUAAUUUUAAUAUAUUAGAUAAGUCAAUCAAUAUCAUUUUUGCAUAAAUAAGGAAUGAUUCAUAGAGAUAUAAAACCUGAAAAUUUUAUUUAAUCAGGUAAUAUAUUCAAAUUAAUUGAUUUUGGUUUAAUUAAAAAAAGAGAAGAAAAUUUAAGAAAUAAAUUGAAUGUUGGAACACCUCUUUAUUAAGCUCCUGAAAUGAUUUUUGAAAAUGGAUAAAAUACUAAUUCUGUUGAUGUUUGGUUUUUAGGAUGUCUUUUUUAUGAAAUAUUCUAAGAAUCACCUUUAUUUGAUGGUAUUUAUUAUUUUUAAUCUCUUUAAGGUAAAACAAAAGAUUAAGUUUCUGAAAAAAUAAAAAUUUAUUGUCAAGAUUAAAAAGAAGUUCAUAAUAAAAUUAAUUAAUUAUAAAUUAGAUAAGAAUUAAAAGACAUCAUUAUAAAAAUGAUUAAUCCAGAUCAUACUAAAAGACCAAAUAUGGAAUAAGUUUAAAAUUAAGUAUCGCAAAAAUUUAACGAACUUGGAAAAUUAAAACCUUAAAAUAGUUUUCCUAUUAUAACUGUAGAAAACACUACCAAUAAAAUUAAUUAAUUUUAAUAGCCUGUUUUUUAAGCUUAAAGUAAAUAAUUUGACUUUUAAAAUCAUUAACAGCCAACAAUUGCACCUGUUGAAAAUUUAUAAAAAAAAUAAAAAUUACAACAAAUUUCUGAAUAACUUACUAAAAUUAUCAAAGAAUAUGUUGACUUAGAAUUUGAAAAUUAAAACAAACAAGCUUUAUUAUAACAAUUGGAAUAACAUAUUGAUCACAUUAAAAAUCAAACAUUGAAAACUCUUGAAACCUGUAUAAAUCAAUUAAAAGAACAGUUGUUAAAAACGAAUAAUUCUUCAUCAUUAACUUAAAAUUAUAAUCUUCAAAUACAAUAAAAAUUUUCAAAGACUUAAAAUCCAAUUUUUCGAGUACAACAACAAACUCAAUAAGGCUUAUAACACACAUUUCCUCCUUAAAAUUAAUCAUAGCCUGCUUUCAGUAUCUUUCCCAAUUAACCUUAAAUGUAGCCUCAAUAAUAAACCAAUAAUAAUUAGCCAAUCCAAUCUAAUUAACCAUAUAUACAAAAAUGCAACCCUAAAAUCAGUUAACCAAAUAAUUAAUAAAUAUAAAAUUAAACAUAAAUUAAAAACUAAUAAAACCAUUAUAACUAAUAAUAAUGCCCAUAACUAAAUCCCUAAUAAAGAGAAAUUCAAAAUGAUGUAAAAUGA